AUGGAGAAGGAACCUUCUAGAUGUGGUGGUGACGAAGAUGGAAGCACUGGUCGUGGGAAUCCUGGUGGCGCUGCUGGUGGUGCUCUUGCUGCUUCUGGUGGUGCUGGUGGUGAUGCAACCCGUGGUAGUGGUCCUACCAGUGCUGGUGGUGCAAGUCGUGGUAGUGAUGCUAGUCGUGGAGGAGGUGGUCAUAGUCGUGGUACUGGUGGUACAAAUCCAAAUCAUAAUGACUUGCGUCUUGUUGCUGAUGAUGCACAUCGUGGUGGUGAUGAUGCAAGUCGUGCUGCAGCUGGCGAUGCCCGGCGCGCUAGUGGUAAUGACAGAGGGGCUGGUGAUGAUGAAAUGCGGACUGCUGGUGCUGGAAGGCCCGCUAGUCGUGAUGAACGGCGUGUUCAUGGUGUGGAACGGCAAGCCGAAACUGUACAGGCUAGUUCAUGGGCGGAUAUCGUUGGUGAGGUUGGGGAACACGUCGACUCGCAAAGAGCCAAACAGACCGGCUAAUCGUGUGCUCUUGCCGAAUGUACAAUUGUCAGGACGUGUAGCUCGGCCAAACACUGUUGUGUUACACACUCAGGCAUUUAAGGACAUCUCGGUUCGUGAAGUCAUGGGUAGUGUCUUGAAGUGUGUGAAACAGGACACAAUUAAAUGUCUCCAGCAAGUUCUGGGUUCCCGUUAUCGUGUCACGUUUCGUUCGUUGGAAUUGAAACAGCUGUUUUUGAAUCAAGAAUUCUCGGUGCGUGGGGAACGCGUUAUUGCACAAGAAGUGGAUACACCUUCCCUCAUGGUUAAAGUCUUGUUCGUUCCAACUGAAAUUCCAAACCAAUUGGUGGCCGAAAGUCGACCGUGAAAUGUUUAGUGAUUGGUCCAACGUUGAAUCUGGGGUUCGCGUCGUAAUGAUGUCUAAUCUUAAGGAGGGUAUACCACGUCGCUUUUUUAUUGGCCCCUAUCCAGUUGAAACCCGUUAUCGAGAUCAGGUGCCGCAGUGCGGUCGGUGUGGCUGAUAUGAGCGUCGCGUGGCAACGUGUGUCAACGAUGUGAAGUGCUUUAAAUGUGGGCAAGAUGGUCAUGUGCAGCGAAAAUGCUUCCAAUGUUUUCAUUGUGGUCGGUUUGGUCAUGUGAGGCUUAAUUGUCCCGACCACCCCCUGAACCAAGAGAUAGCCACCUACAACCACCGUGAUGCGUCCCAUGAAGACGACCAGAACAGCGUGAUCGAAGUGCAAAAUCCUCAACGUCGGCAAUGUCAGAAGAAUUACGACAGUGGCGACGCAUCCAUGAGCAGUAGCAACAACUCUGAUAAUGAUCCAAUGGACAAGGAUCCCAAUUUGAGCAGUGGUGAUGAUUCCAUGCCUGAGGUAAACCCUCCGGGAGUGAAGAGCACGCAAUCGGAACACAACAAGCGCAAGGCUGAAGAUGAUCCUGUCGUGGCUGAUGGCCAACCUGAUCAACCAAAUGGUGAUUCCAAGCUUAAAAAGAUGCGGCGGCGAAGAAAAAAACGAUGACAGAAUUAUCCAUUAUCACGCUCAAUGUCAUGGCAUUAGGGACUAUAGAAAACGUAGUAUACUUUUUGAUUUUUUAAAACGGGGAAAAUAUGUUGUAAUUUUUCUCCAAGAAAUACACAUGAAUGCGUUCUUUGGAACAGAGAAUCCAGUUUCAAAGGCUACUGGAGUCUUGGUACGAUUAGUAGUUGUGGAGUUGGCAUUUUGUUGCGUGAUAGCUCUCGGUUCAAACACUGUACUUUCUGCUGUGAUGGUGAAGGUCGUAUUACUACCUUGGAUUGUUCUUUCAAUAAUCAGGAUUUUCGCUUUAUUAGUAUUUACGUGCCCACUGAUGGGAGUCAGCGAAUUGAAUACUUUCAGAACUUAGAUCGACAUCUCGUUACUCGGCAGCGUUUGAUAAUUGGAGGGGACUUUAAUUGUAUGCUUGAUCUGGCGAAAGACAAGCGGGACGGGAACGAGUCGGUGGGUGGUACCGGUACUCCUCAUUUAAAGAAUUUAAUUGCGAGAUUUAGUUUAGUGGACAUCUGGAGAAAACAACACCAGACUGAUCAGCAGGUCACGAGGCAAAAUAAGCUCGGAACGAUUAAAUGUCGCUUGGACAAAUUUUAUAUUUCAUCUUCGCUUGCAAAAGACUAUGACAUCGAAAGUACUAUCGAACCUUAUCCAUAUUCGGACCAUGAUAUGGCACUUAUUACGUUGAAAGUGGAGCGCUCAAGUAGUAACGUUGGUCCUGGAGUUUGGAAAUUCAAUACUUCCCUUUUGAAUGAUAAGACUGUUCGUAAUAAAGUAGUGACAUUCUGGACGGAUUGGAAGAAAAAGAAACAAUACUUUAGUAAUGUUCGCGAAUGGUGGGAUACCGGCAAAUCAAGAAUCAAAUCUCUUCUCAUCAAAUGUAGUAAAACAAAAUUGAUUAAAUCGAAACAGGAGCGAGCUCGAGUAUUAAAGAGAUACCGUACUUUGGUCGCAAAAGACAACUUAUCGGCAAGCGAGGUUGAGGAACUCGACGCAGUCAAAUCUCAAUUGGCAACUAUUGAUUUUCAGCGAGUUCAGGGCAAUAAAAUCAGAUGUAAAGCGAAGUGGAUCGAAGCAAAUGAACAGCCUUCCAGGUUCUUCUUUCAAAGAAGGCAUUAG
Paramuricea clavata is the source of this 2627-nucleotide messenger RNA. The record is from the annotation of a GenBank genome assembly. NCBI's taxonomy places the organism in Eukaryota, Metazoa, Cnidaria, Anthozoa, Malacalcyonacea, Plexauridae.